Molecule: messenger RNA, 2552 nt
Organism: Diospyros lotus (date-plum)
Lineage: Eukaryota; Viridiplantae; Streptophyta; Magnoliopsida; Ericales; Ebenaceae
Product: molybdopterin biosynthesis protein CNX1
Exons: 13
Coding region: 38-2065 (675 amino acids)
Biological process (GO): Mo-molybdopterin cofactor biosynthetic process; molybdenum incorporation into molybdenum-molybdopterin complex
Cellular component (GO): cytosol; cytoplasm
Molecular function (GO): molybdopterin molybdotransferase activity
Source: RefSeq, a predicted model, not a curated record
UUGCAAAGGCCCUUUCUUUCCUGCCGGCACCGCUCAAAUGGUGGAAACUGAAGGAAGCAAAGUCUUCGCCGAUAACCAGAGCAAACCCCCGCCGGCGACUAUGGUUUCGCCGGAGGAAGCUCUCCAGAUCGUUCUGAGGGUGGCUCGCCGGCUGCCACCGGUCACCGUACCCCUUCACGAAGCUCUGGGCAAGGUUUUGGCUGAAGACGUCACUGCCCCUGAUCCUCUACCUCCUUACCCAGCCUCCGUCAAGGAUGGAUAUGCUGUAAUUGCCUCUGAUGGGCCUGGCGAAUACCCCAUAAUUACAGAAUCAAGAGCAGGAAAUGAUGGAGUUGGUGUGACUGUGACUCCUGGAACUGUUGCAUAUGUAACAACUGGAGGACCAAUACCUGAUGGUGCCGAUGCAGUUGUUCAAGUGGAAGAUACUGAACUUGUAAAUAGUUCGUCAGGUGAAGGGAAGAGAGUAAGAAUAUUGGUGCAAACUAGCAGGGGGGUUGAUAUUCGUCCAGUGGGAUUUGACAUAAAGAAAGAUGCUGAAAUACUGAAAUCCGGGCAGCGACUAGGUGCUGCAGAAAUUGGGCUACUUGCCACUGCGGGAAUGAUGAUGGUAAAGGUAUAUCCUUCCCCAACAAUUGCUGUGCUUUCUACAGGAGAUGAACUUGUAGAGCCAACAACUGGUUGUUUAAGUCGUGGCCAGAUUAGGGACUCCAACCGUCCUAUGAUUCUUGCAGCUGCAGUGCAACAGCAGUGCAAGGUUCUAGACCUUGGUAUAGCUGGAGAUGAUGAAGAAAAGAUAGAGAGGAUUUUGGAUGGUGCCUUCUCUGCUGGAAUAGACAUUCUUUUAACUUCGGGCGGUGUUUCAAUGGGAGACAGGGAUUUUGUCAAGCCUUUGCUUGAAAAGAAAGGGAAAGUACAUUUUCAUAAGGUUUGCAUGAAACCAGGAAAGCCUCUUACAUUUGCUGAAAUUGUUCCAGAAUCACCAAGUAACAUGAAGUCAAACAAGAUUCUUGCAUUUGGGUUACCUGGAAAUCCAGUGAGCUGUUUACUAUGUUUCCAUCUCUUUGUGGUCCCUACGAUUUUCCGUCUUACAGGAUGGUCAAAUCCUCACCUCCCAAGAGUGCAAGCUCGUCUUAAGCAGUCCGUAAAAACAGAUCCAGUUCGUCCAGAAUUUCAUCGUGCCAUUGUGAGGUGGGAGGUCAAUGAUGGGUCUGGCAGUCCAGGAUUUGUUGCUGAGAGCACAGGCCAUCAGAUGAGUAGUCGGCUUUUAAGUAUGAAGUCAGCAAAUGCUUUCUUAGAAGUGCCACCAUCAGGGAGCGAAAUAUAUGCAGGAACUACUGUGACAGCCAUUUUAAUUUCUGAUUUUAGCAGUUAUUCUAUGAGCAAGGGUUUGGAAUCACCAGAUUUAGGUUUUUCUACACAAGGACACAUGUCGCAUGAUGUUGUAACGGCAUAUGAUUAUAAAGGUUCUGAGUUUAGAGUAGCUAUCCUCACAGUGAGUGAUACAGUUGCAUCAGGUGCUGGGCCUGACCGAAGUGGUCCAAGGGCAGUUUCUGUGGUUAAUUUCGCAUCAGAGAGAUUAGGAGGAGCAAAGGUAGUUAUGACAGCUGUUGUUCCUGAUGAGGUGCCUAAAAUCAAGGAUGUUUUGAAGAGAUGGAGUGAUGUUGACAAAGUUGAUCUCAUUCUUACACUUGGUGGUACUGGUUUCACCCCAAGAGAUGUCACCCCUGAAGCAACAAAAGAUUUGAUAGAGAAGGAAACUCCUGGUCUUCUGUAUGUCAUGAUGCAAGAAAGUCUGAAGGUUACACCUUUUGCUAUGCUUUCACGCUCUGCAGCUGGAAUAAGAGGAUCAACGUUGAUCAUCAACAUGCCGGGGAAUCCAAAUGCAGUUGCCGAGUGCAUGGAUGCUUUGUUACCCGCUCUCAAGCAUGCUUUGAAGCAGAUAAAGGGGGAGAAGAGGGAGAAGCAUCCUCGUCAUGUCCCCCAUGCCCAAGCAGAUACUUGGCAACGUAGUUUCGAAUCGGCUUCUGGUGGUGGCAAGGAAACUGGUUGUUCCUGCUCCCAUUAGAUCAACUUGACAGGUAGCAGCAGCUUAAAGCAAGUUUUGUGUAUUUUGGGUCUGAUAUGUAACAGAGGUGCUUUUUUUAGGCACAAUGGUUCUGGAUGCAUGUUUGUAUAGGAAGGAGGAGUAUUGUUUUGGAUGGGGAUUAAAGCAGGAAAGAAUGGUAGCAAUACAGUUCAAGGAUGAGAGAAUCUGUGGAAUAUAUAAUAUAUGAAGCAAUUGCUGUUGCUGGUGGGUAAUAUUAAAAUCUCUCUUGAUCACAUGUCGACGAAUAGAAGCGAACCUCUUAUUAGAGAGACCCAAAAACCCACACUGGAAUCAUUGAUUCCACCUAAAUAGGAACACUAUUUUAGCAUACAAAAAAUUGUACGUACGAUCAACAUCGCCAAUUCAAAUGUCCAUUUCCCACGAACACUCUAUUGUGUUUGUACUGUUCUGGCGAUAAUCUUUAAGGGGAGGAUAAUUGGAUAUAAAUUUAGUAAUCUUUUCUUAA